AUGGCUCGAACCAAAGUUACUGCAAAACUCAAAAAAUCAUACCAAGAACUAGAAGAGAACCAAGAUGUCUACUCAAGCAUUGAGUCGGAUUAUCAUGAGGAAACCCAAUCUGAAGCAACUUCCAUGAACAUCAUCUCUUCAUCCCAACCAUCCAAAAACUCUUCUCCUUCUAUUACUCCAAAAAUCUCCAAAAACUCAUCCUCCUCAGCUCCCUCCAGGCACUCCUCCAGAAUCAUGUCUGGAGUCGUUUCAUCCAACAAGGAACCUCCUCAGGACAAUACUAUCCAUGUCAUCAAUUCUGAUGAUUCAGAGACCACUCUCCCUGUUGAACCAGCACAACAACCUUCUCCUGCAAAAUCAAACUCCAAAACUCCAACUCCUAAAAAGGGCAAACCUUCUUCACCAAAACCCCUUUCAUCAUCCACAAAAAAUUCUGAAAUCACUUCACUGUUUAAUUCGGCCGAAUUAGAGACUGUCUAUACCUCAAAAUGGCAAAGCAAGUCAGUGGUCAAUGGUAAAAUCAUUGACCUUGUUGAUAUCAAACAAGGAAGGUUCAAUGUGGAAGAAAUGUUUGAACAGCUCGUUUGGACCUCUUUUUUCAAAAUCAAUGAACCACAGUACCCUCGUCUAGUAAGGGCUUUUUACGCUGCUUCAAAAGGAUCAAAAGGAAUGACCAAUUUCAGUAUGGUGCUAGAAGGGGUUCAUAUGGAAAUUAAUCCCACCACACUAUGUCAAAUACUUGAUAUACGUGAUGAAGGAGCUCACUGCUUUUCUGAGACAUGGUACUCACAAUCCUCCAACCUCGUCCCCUUGUGUCGUAUCCUUCACAAUAUCUGUGUUCACUCCAUCACUCCCCGGGCUGGCAGUUUUGAGAAAGUCACGGACCUUGACCUCAUGAUUAUUCAUCACUUGAUUACUGGUACUCCUCUUCAUUUGGGUCAUGUUAUUUUCACCUUCAUGCGGAAUGCUGUUGUAAUGGGACGAUCUGCUCCCUAUGGGAUGAUUUUGACAAAAAUCUUCAAAUUUUUCAAAAUCCCACUUGAGGAUGAACAUUCCAUCCACUUCAACAACACUUUUUCUAUGAAGAACAUCAAACAGAUGAAGAUUCAAAAUGAUGACCGUCCUGCCUCCAAGAAAAGGAAAACUCGUCCUUCCUCCUCUGUUUCUCAAAAAUCUGAAGCUGAAACCACUCAACCUCCACAUGAGGAUACACCAUCACCACUAAUUCUAGAACCAACCUCUCCGCUGCGUAACUCUCCUGAUACUACUCAUUCUCCUAACUCACUUGUCCCCACAAUAACUCAGUCUUCACCAAUCCACAAACUGAGUCCCCUUCACGAAGCCGAUCCUAUCCCUGAGGAUACCUUAAAAUCAACUACUCUUCAAAAUAUGGAAGACGGUGAGGAGUUAUAG
Cicer arietinum (chickpea) is the source of this 1413-nucleotide messenger RNA. NCBI's taxonomy places the organism in Eukaryota, Viridiplantae, Streptophyta, Magnoliopsida, Fabales, Fabaceae. The record is from RefSeq and is a predicted model, not a curated record.